Molecule: messenger RNA, 7202 nt
Organism: Paramacrobiotus metropolitanus
Lineage: Eukaryota; Metazoa; Tardigrada; Eutardigrada; Parachela; Macrobiotidae
Exons: 8
Coding region: 6227-6910 (227 amino acids)
Source: RefSeq, a predicted model, not a curated record
UAUAAGAGAAUGCUUGAAUUAUGCUUCAAUAACUUCUAUCGGCAGUAUGAUCAGUAUACCACGGCAUUCUCUACGCAUCCUUAAUGUAUCGUCCCUAUUUUUGAAAACCCAUCUUUUUUUCUGCAGCCAACAUCCUGUGUUCGUACGUUUUGUAUUUCUUGCGCUAAAAGCUGACCUUCCCUUGAUUAUUGGUUGCCAUGUGGUGGUAAACACACUGGUUUAAACAGUUUGUUGGUAGGUCUUUUUGUGCGGGGAAAAGCUCUCGCGCCGGAGUCGCGCGUAGUCAAUACUCACAGCGCGAGAUACGCUCGAGCGUAGCCAUUUCAUUAUUUUAAUAGAAAAUAUUAAUAAAGGAUGAAUUGCAGCGGGUGCUUGAUGGAGGAGGAUUCGAGCCGCCGAUUAUUAUUUUCGUCAACCAGAAGAAGGGCGCCGAUGUGCUGGCCAAGGGCCUGGAGAAGCUCAACUACUCGGCCACCACCCUGCACGGCGGGAAAUGGCAGGAGCAGCGUGAGUUCGCCCUGUCCUCGCUGAAGAACGGGAGCAAGGACAUUUUAGUGGCGACGGACGUGGCCGGGCGCGGCAUCGACAUCCAGGAAGUGUCCCUGGUGAUUAACUACGACAGCUGUAUAAGCAAUUGCAGUUGAGUUCGAAUUAGAAGAAAAAAGCGGUGGCGUAAUAAAUGACGAGCGAAAAAAAUAGCACCGUGUAAACGAGGUCGGUUCACGGGAGCGAUGUGUUCCCGUUUUCCUGGAGCGGCACGUCCCAAACGCUUUUGCAGCUUGAACAGCCUUGAAGUGUCUUUUGGGCUGAAAUACAGAGUAUUGGUAUUUUUGCGGUUAGUCUGUGGUUGGCAAAGCUAAUUAUUUUUCCAUCUCACACCCCUCCCGCCAACAGCAUAAAGGAACUGUUCAUCGUGACUUCCACAAACGUUAAUCACUGCAGCCCCGCUUCGUGCACAGCCGUAUUGUAAGACCUUGUGGAAAGCAGAGUGGGCAAACCAAUUUCUCACAUGUUUGCCAACGGGAAAACCCUGUUGCAGCAGCAUAAUUAUCUAACUGGAAUGGUUUUAUGAUGCAUGCGCAAUUACGAAGCGAACCCCACAAAAUAAAAAAUAAGCAAACACCGGUUGCGAGUCUAAAAUUCCUUUUGGUUAUGAUCGGUCAUCGUGACCUGUUAAGCGGAAUCAAGACGUGAUCGUCCAUCCACUCCUCCCGUGAAGUAUAGCUAAUUGUCCUGUGGAAAAACGGGGGACUGGCAUUUCCGGUAACGGAUGAGCAGUCGCUCCUAGCAGCUCAACGAGGAAGUGCCGCGUAAUGCACGGCAAUUUGUCCAGAUGAGACCUUGCAGGCCGUCCACGCAGGCCCGCACCACUGCUUCCCGCGGUAAUACGAAGACGGUCGCGGAUCGGCCGACUGCAGCGCGCGCACAACAUCUGUAAAGAUAACUGAAGCGCCGGAAAACGGAAUUGGGAUACCGGAAAACGGCGCACUGAGGCCCAAUAGUUAACAGAAAUGUACACUACCUUGCAAAUGCCUAUCUUCAAUUUUUGCUCUGCAUCCGCAUUCCACUUCAAACGGGAGUUCAUGCGGCUUCUGGGUUCUCGGUAAGUUUGGAAGCCUGGCGUUAUUGAAUUUUGUUGGUGCACGCUUUUAGCUGUCACUAGUCCACCUAGAGUAGUUUGUCGGGAAACAUUAUGCAUAUGUAUUAUACAUUAUAGAUAUGAACAUUAUGUACAUUAUACAUACCAUUGUCUGCAUAAUGUACAUAAUACGAGUAUGUAUGUAUAUGUAUGUACAGUACUCGACUACUGUAUAUGUAUGCUACCACGACUACUGUCGUUAACACUACCGUCGUAUCUCGUAACAGUCCAUGAAUUCAAGCCUGACCUCUCCAAUACACAUUUGCCGAGCGCGGAGCGCGAAGCUUACCUUGUAUGUAUGUACUCGUAUGAACUUAUGUAUGUAUGCAUGUACAUACAUACAUUGUAUGUAUGUUUAUACAUCGUAUACACAUCCUGAAAUCUAAUGAACUCAUCAUCAUUUUUAUGUGGGCAAGCCGUUGUGUUGCUUUCCGUUUCGGCCAGGAGAACUCUGAUAAAUCCCGUUUAAACAUUGGAUUUUGUUUUACGCCAGUAUACGUUUGAAAAAAAGUGGUUUAGAAUGGGGGAUGUUCCUUCGGCCGGCUCUUUAUCCAAUCUUAAGGGAAGUGGGCCGGUACAUGGUACCAAAUUCGUGUACAUGCACGAAAACUUACACUUUCGCGCACUCCCAAACACGUUUCAUUUUAAUUCAUUUUAAAAUUCAUUUUAAAAUUUGAAAAGCAAGCUAGAACAGUAGGUCGGUGUAAAAACGUUCUUUGUGGUUAUAUGCAAUUACGUGCAAAAUUUGAGGAAGAUCGGUCCGUAAUGAGACUUUUGGUACACCUGAAUGCAUUUAAGCUUUUGGGAAUUUUCUAACAGCCAUAACUCCCGAACCUGAUGCUGCGCGCACAAACGGUUUUAACGCCAGUGUAUACAAGUCUUCUGGCUACAGAAUGUCAUAAAUUGAAACAAAAAUGUGUUUGGGUGUGCGCGAAAGUUAAAAUUUUUGCGCAUGUACACGAAUGUGGCACCAUCUACCGGGCCACUUUCCUUAAUUCUAUUGAGAAGGUGAUAUGGGUUAUCAUCUAUGGCAGUAUGUAAUGCAUUCAUGGUUGGUAUCCAAAGUGUUUUUCUAAGAAGAGAGCUAGAAGCUGAUGUUUUCAACAAACAUACAGCAUCUUCGCACCGCUUCAUCUGGGCGGUUAUCCAACGCAAUAGCACGUCACUUCUCUGACCUUCGUUUUGCUUCCUGACAUCUGUUAGAAGGUUUUGUUUCUUUUCGGUAUUAGCCAUGUACGAGAAAGUAUUCCAUACAGUACAUGAGAGAGAUAUAAUACAUGCUAAAAGUCGGACAUUCCCUACAUUUAACCUGAACUUGGACUCCUUAACUUGGACUUCUCAACGUGGUCACCUUAGGUUUCUCAUGUUUCCUUAGGUUUUCUUAUACUUUGGCCUACUUUGUUCGCGGCGUUGCGUGCGCUUCACCUUGCAGUUGACCUUUCAUCGUUUUGGCUGGCUGCUGUCCCGGUGAAUGAUGGUGGGUUGACCUUACAGCUUUUAUGCUCAGAAAAAGAAGACUUCCCCAUGAAAAGUGUUGGCACACACAAUAAGCAAAUCGGCAUUUUCCGAACGCAGCUUUCCUGGUCAUUUCAAUUAACGAAAUCGCGAACUGAUUCGCUGUUGUGCGUAUUGCACGAAAUGUCCCAAGCUCUUCACCCCGACACAGUCUGCCCUGUGAUCUGUCUCGACGAACGAAUUUUACAAAGUAGAACCAGGAGAGAACUGUGUGGAUUGUAUAAAUGGUUAAUAAUUAAAGAAGCCGCAUAAAUCCAACAGGAAGCAUAAUGUAUCACCGAGAAAAACGUGAUACCAAAGGUCACGAAGCGAGAUAAAGGUACCGAAGGGAAGUCGUCACCGUUAUUUUAAAAUUUCACUCACAUAUUGCUGCUGUUUAUCUGGUUAGGACUCGAACAGUCCCGCCAAGCCAAGUUCGGACAGUCACAUACAGUAAAUUCAAAAAUAAUUUUGUAUGUCCUUAUGCUUUUCUUUCGACGCUUAUCUAGCGUAACUUUUUAGUGCGAAUUCUAGCGCAUUUUUGUGGGAAUACCGACCGAAUCAAAUCGCUGCAUCACUUUUUUUUCCAAUUUUUAAUCACUUUUAUCGAGUCAGUUUUUUUUAUUAUUUUGUGCUUGGAGUUUGCUACGUCCGACAUACUCUUCCGCUGUCAUUUGCUACUCUGUGUCGGCUUCUGGAUCCUGAAAGGGGAGGCAACAGUUUUCAAAAAGAGCGAGACAAACAUUAAAAGUCGCCGUUUGGUUUUUUAUUUGGCUUUUCUGGAUUAUCUUCGUGCUUAGGUGGAUUUACUAUUGGAACCGGAACAGCUGACUUCUGGCUUCGCUUCCGUCUUCUGUGCCAGCCUGGAGCGGUGCAUUUCCUUAGUUAUUAUGUGCUCCACAAAGCAAUCCUGAUCAGUACCUAGUAUGUUGCUUCGUAUUUUGAUGAAUACAUGUUUUCUUGUACGGAUAUACACCUGAAGCAUCCAUAAUUAGGUUCGUCUGUAAUCAAGUUCGAGCAGAUUGGACGUAUCUCCUGCUGUAUCGCAAUCACAAUAAUUUGAUCAACGACGACAAUUAUUCAAAACGAUAAAAAAACUGAAGCGGCAGUGCUGAAACGGUAAACCGGUUUUACGAAAUAUUUAUUAGAGAAAAAAUCCAAUCCAAUAACCAGACUUUUAGUACACAACAAUGCGUUUAAACUUUUCGCAGUUUUACUUCGCCAUGUCUCGGCAACCAGAAGUUGCGCGCGCAAACGGUUUUCAGAACAAUGUAUACAAAUCAUUUAGCUUUAGAAUGACAAAGUAUUACAAAAAGUGAUUCGGAGUGCGCGAAAGCCAAAGCUUUAGUGUAUGCGUCCCAUGAUGGACACCAUGUACGUUAAUGGCGCGUAAUAGGGACAAUAUUGGCCUUAAUUGUCAUUUCUGCAAUUUGUUGACAUUUGAGUAAAUCAUCGCGGAAGCCCGGGGUGCAGCCAUGUACACAGUUUCCGAUCAACAUAGCGUUCGAAUAACAAGACUAACGGUUGGCAAUCAUCAUCACACUGAGAUUCGGGGAAACAACGCGCUCCAGACCGAGCGAUGCCGGGAAUGGUAAGUUAAUCGCAUAAGAAAGCCGGAUCGGUAGAAAAAGUGUCCUUUCCGCAGCCCACUUUUUCUACCGUCUGAGUCAUUUUGUAAUUACACCGUGCGAUGUGCCGGAAGUGAUACAACGCGCACCUUUGCGUGGAAAACAAUCCGAUUCUCUGGAUCACGGUAGAGUAGAAGCCGGUCCGGAUGAUGAGCGCAAAUAAUUCAGCGAAAAAUAUCGAUUCACGGAUUAUGCCAAACUGCGCACUCCGGCGCGCCACGCCACAAUGUUUAUGCGGUACAUGUAUUUGAGAUGGUUGGUGAGAGCCAUGGUUGGUGAAAGUGAAAGCCAAAUAUUAAAGUAAAAACAAUUCUUGGAGGUUUUUUUUAAGUGAAACAUGCACUCAUAAAAAUAAGAAACUAUAAUUUUAAUAUUGCAGAUUCAUCAUUGUGAAUAUUGUAGUGUAAUGGCCAUCGUCCUAAUCGUGUUACACCGGUAUACGCAUAACGGUCAUUUGAAAGGCGACCAUGUUUAUGAGCUUUAUUGCUAUACGAGUACUUGUGUUUGUGCAUGAUGCGUUUAUUAUAACUUGUUUAGCUGCGUAAGUGUGCAUGGAUUAGCACGUUAUGGCUUUGGCCAUAACAUUUGAGAGUCUAAGGGAUUGUGCUCAUGUUUUAUUGUCAUCGUGAGUCACCGAACUUUCUCGAAUCGUUGCUACACAGUUGCACUGAGACAUAAGGUGUUGCUCUGCUGUGUAUGAUAACAAAUAUUCCAGCGAUCGGUCGACCAUUUCCUCUUGCUUUCCAUCUCAUUAUUAUUCCUGCAUGUUGUGUGAUUAAAAUUAUAGUUAAGAACUCUACUUUCGCUUUCCGUCAGCACAGUACGAGUAUAUUACGCAGUUAUAUACGGCACUAGCCCCCUUCAAGUACUAACAGCGCGCUCAGUAUGCAUACAAAUUUAUUUGUAACAGCCACUCAAUUACCAAAGGUCGCAGGACCGAAAACUCCCAGCGUUUCCAUUACUAAAGGCUAAAAAUGUUGUCCGUUUUCCAGAAACGAAUACUUCCCACGUGGUGAACUUUCGGCAAGCUGCGGCUACGCUGCCCGGCUGCCGCCUUUUUAGAGCGCGCAGUGACGUUUGCAUUAGCUGUACCUCGACAUGUUUAUUAUUCCGGACCGGCUUGUACAUUCCGUUGCGGCUGCCUAGGUAUCUCGUAAUACGGCCGAUGCUUAUGCAAGAUGUUGGGAGAAAUUAAUAAAUAACCAUCCACAAGGAACGCCCACCCGGCUUCCAUCCGGCAAUAUGUACAACCAGGAACAGAAGGAAUAUCACCGUGAACACGUUAUCGAUUGCACUCACCGCUAACCGGCUCCACUCGUUCCUCGUCAAACAGUGUGAAUCUGGACAGUUUUACGGAUAGGUUUGUUAACUAUAGCAUACACCAGUGCUAUCCUUCGCAAUUCCGGCGGAUUUUCUAAGCGUUGCUUGCUGAACGGAUCGGCGAACCGGCCAAUUAGACCACAACAUGGCUAUAACGGACACGCGCAGCGGGCUCCAGGAGCUGAGGGGAGUGGGAUUUGUCCUGGCUGUGUUGGGAUUUGUCAUCUUCGGCCUGACCGUACCAUUGAACUUCAUGCUGCCGUAUAUGGAGUAUGCCGUCCUCCAUGGCUUCAACUACUGCAUGGGUCUACUCUUAAUGUACGUCGGCUACUUAGCCGUGGCCACCGCCCGUAAGAUCGCCGCGCACUGGGACACGAUCCAGUCGCCAUGCCAGCUGCGCCGUCUGAUUGUGUCCAUGCUCGUGUCCGUGGCCCUGAUUAUGCUGGGAUUCGGGGAGAUGUACAAGUACAGCACGGAAGUCGGCGGGGUGCUCAACCAGGUGAUGGGACAGAUCCGCCGGAAGGAGUGGGGCGACCUCAGUCCCACAGACGGCCAGAUCAGCGGGCUGGAGGCGAUGUACACCAUCGGGCAUCUGUGCUUCAUGGCGACCCGGCUGGCGUUGGGCUUCGGGGUCGUCCUCAGCACGGUCGUUUGGAUUAACGGCGCACAGCACGCCGUCGCCGCCACGGCCGAGGCACCCAACGCUGGUCAGCGCCCAGAGGGUGUGGAGAGGCGCGCAACAACGUCACGGGGGCCGGUUACAUACAACGCCCAGACGGAGCGCGUGCGGAUGCUGCCCGUCGACCCGCCGGCCUACAACGCCAAGUGAUCGAUAUGCAGGAAGAUGUAGGACGACGACCGGCAGCCGCAAUUACAUCGUUUUACUCGCCCGCUUCAUUUUUCUAAAUUUUCAAUUCACAAGAACUAUUUAUACUACAAAGAGUGAUGCAUCACAGAUGAUUCGACAAAUUUUUCGUGACGUUUAUGUUUUAUAUCGAUUGAUUGAGUGAUUGCGAUGGGCUGCGUGUCCAUGAAGGUUCAGGCAGUUAUAUUAAUGGUGCUCACAUUCUUGAUUUACGGCCGUGCAUAAAUAUGUAAUGAUGACCUCUGAUUUUGAGAUU